Messenger RNA from Eleginops maclovinus (Patagonian blennie), 5837 nucleotides. It is a transcript of the gene adamts17, whose product is annotated as ADAM metallopeptidase with thrombospondin type 1 motif, 17. Gene Ontology annotation, molecular function: metalloendopeptidase activity. The coding region runs from base 95 to 3517 and encodes 1140 amino acids. Lineage: Eukaryota; Metazoa; Chordata; Actinopteri; Perciformes; Eleginopidae. The record is from RefSeq and is a predicted model, not a curated record. Gene Ontology annotation, cellular component: extracellular matrix. Gene Ontology annotation, biological process: extracellular matrix organization; proteolysis. The transcript is spliced from 24 exons.
ACUGCGCCGUCCGCUCAGUGCUUUGCAAAGCGCUAGUCCCCUUCAGUUACACCACCCACCUCUUCUCCUUUAUUCUACCCUGCUUUGCUUUACCAUGCAUAACAGCCUUGUUCCCCAUGUGCUCCUCUCUCUUCUCUGCAUCGGAUUGAGUGCCCAGACUGAGCUGGAGACGGAUGAGGUGGUCCCCCGGCUGCUGUCCGGGAAGGAGGCGCACCUGUCCUCCGAACACACCGUCCGCUCACUGCGGCGCCGCGGCCAGCGCUCCCUGCACGGCCGGGGGGGAGGACCCUCUGACCCGGAUCACAUCAUCCUGUCAGUGCCCGCUUUCGGACGGAGCCUCUAUUUAAAUCUGACGCGGGACAGCGAGUUUCUCUCCCGUGACUUCGUGGUGGAGGAGCGUCUUGGCGGGGAGCAGAGCCCAGCGGUCAGCAACCUGUCCCGGGAGCAGCUCUGCUUCUACACCGGCUCCAUCAUCAACCACACAGACUCCUUGGCGUCCCUCAGCACCUGUGGAGGCCUGACUGGGCUCAUCCAGAUUGGAGAGGAGCGCCUCUUCAUCGAGCCGCUGGGUGAACACCGACCCUCAGAGUCCUUCUCUGGACUGAAGCACCAGCUGCAGCGACACCGACGCUUCGCCACGCCCGGUUCAGCUCCCGAUGCUGACCCGCCAAACUUCUGUGGGACUUCACAAGGGAAGAAGAAGGAAAAUAUGUCCAAAGCGGGUGAGGAGGGUCGGGGGAAGAGGAACGCCAUCCGCCUGCAUGAAGCCUACACUGUGGAGACGGUGGUGGUGGCAGACUCCGACAUGGUGCAGUACCACGGAGCCGAGGCGGCGCAGAGGUUCCUGCUGACGGUCAUGAACAUGGUCUACAACAUGUUCCACCACCGGAGUCUGGGCAUCAGGAUCAACAUCAGAGUCACCAAGCUGGUGCUGCUCCACAGCCGCCCGGGGAAGCUGAAGGUGGGCCAUCAUGGAGAGAGGGCUCUGGAGAGCUUCUGUCACUGGCAGUAUCAGGAGUUUGGGGGGCCGCGAUACCUCGGCACCAACCAUGUUCCUGGAGGAAGGGACGACAUCCCCCCAGUGGACACUGCAGUGCUGGUCACCAGGACAGAUUUCUGCGUUCAUAAAGACGAGCCUUGUGAUACUGUGGGUAUUGCGUAUCUGGGGGGUGUCUGCAGUACCAAGAGGAAGUGUGUGUUAGCGGAGGACAAUGGACUCAACUUGGCCUUCACCAUCGCUCACGAGCUGGGACACAACAUGGGCAUGAGCCAUGAUGACGACCACGCCACCUGCACCGGUCACUCCCACAUCAUGUCUGGGGAGUGGGUGAAAGGAAGAAACCCCAGCGACCUGUCCUGGUCCUCCUGCAGCAGAGACGACCUGGAGAACUUCCUCAGCAGGUCCAAAGCCAGCGCCUGCCUCCUGCACACGGACCCCCGGAGCCGCUACCAAGUGAGACUUCCUCCCAAGCUGCCGGGUAUGCACUACAGUGUGGACGAGCAGUGCCAGAUCCUGUUUGGAACCAACGCCACCUUCUGCAAUGACAUGGAGCACCUGAUGUGUGCAGGCCUGUGGUGUUUAGUCGAGGGAGAUGCUUCCUGUAAGACCAAACUUGACCCUCCUCUUGAUGGAACAGAGUGUGGAGCAGACAAGUGGUGCAGGGCGGGCGAGUGUGUCAGUAAGACUCCCAUCCCUCAGCAUCUGGACGGCGACUGGAGUCCAUGGAGCCAGUGGAGCAUGUGCAGCAGGACCUGCGGUACUGGAGUCCAGUUCAGACAGAGGAAAUGUGACAACCCUCCGCCUGGUCCUGGGGGGCGACACUGUCAGAAGCUCAGUGUGGAGCACAAGGCCUGUGAACGUCCCCCCUGUCCCAAAGGAACCCCCACCUUCAGAGACCUGCAGUGUCUGUCCUACGACCGGCACGCCAGCAAGAAGAAGGGGAAUAUGCUGACUGCCAUUAUUAAUGAUGACAAACCCUGUGUGUUGUUCUGCAGCCCUGUGGGUCGAGAUGUCCCCGUCCUGGUGUCUGACAGAGUGAUGGACGGGACCCCCUGUGGGCCUUACGAAGCUGACCUGUGUGUGAACGGAAGGUGUCAGAAAAUCGGCUGUGAUGGCAUCAUCGGCUCUUCAGCUAAAGAGGACCGCUGCGGGGUUUGUAACGGUGACGGACGCUCCUGUAAGAUUGUGAGAGGAGACUUCAACCACACCAAGGGAAUGGUCCACACUAGGCAGUGUAAGAGGGUAUCUACCUGUGUGAUGGCUAAACCCAGAGCUGUGCCCAAGUGUUUCUCAUGCUACAUCGAGGCUGUGGUUAUCCCUGCAGGAGCCAGGAGGAUCAAAGUUGUUGAGGACAGACCCUCACACAGCUUCCUGGCACUGAAGGACUCCAGUCAGAGGUCCAUCAACAGCGACUGGAAGAUCGAGCUGCCCGGAGAGUUUGAGCUGGCGGGGACCACGGUGCGCUACGUCAGGAGGGGCCUUUGGGAGAAGAUGUCCGCCAAGGGACCCACAAAUAGCCCCCUACACCUGAUGGUGCUGCUCUUCCAUGACCAGAGUUAUGGGAUCCACUAUGAAUACACCAUGUCUCUGAACACAACGCAGGACAGGAGCAGUGAGGAGCACAAGGAGCCAGAGUACCUGUACAUCUGGACUCACAGCAGCUGGCAGGACUGCACGGUGCAGUGUGGAGGAGGUGAGAGGAGGACAGUGGUUUCCUGUAUGAGGAUAAUCAAUAAAACCAUGGAUGUGGUCAACGAUAGCUAUUGUCAGCCUGAGAACAGACCCCUCCCCCAAAUACGACUCUGCAACUCCCACCCCUGCCAGUACCGGUGGGUAACAGGGGAGUGGGGGUCCUGCUCCGUCACGUGUGGUCAAGGUCUCCAGCAGAGGGAGGUAGCGUGUGUGUACCACCUGCAGAAUGGAACCCUCUUCCACACCAGAGACCUGUUCUGCCAGGGAGGGAAGCCCCCUGUUGUGCAGGGCUGCGAGGGCCGCCUCUGCCUCACGGUGUGGGAGGCUUCAGAGUGGUCCCAGUGUUCCUCAGACUGUGGGCGAGGUGUUCACAGUCGCACAGUGACCUGCACUAACCCUCAGGGGGUCUGUGACCCUCAGUCCCAGCCCCCCCAUGAGGAACCCUGUGAGGACCACUCCAAAUGUUACGAGUGGAAGACCGGCGACUGGUCCAAGUGCUCGUCGUCCUGUGGGAAGGGCCUGCAGUCGCGAGUGGUCCAGUGUAUGCACAAAGUAACUGGUCGUCAUGGUAACGACUGUCCAGUGACGUUGAGACUACCCACCUACCGGCCCUGUCACCACGGCACUUGCAACGAAAAAAUCAAUGUGAACACAAUCACCUCCCCCAGGCUAGCUGCUCUGACCUAUAAGUGCAUGGGGGACCAGUGGACCGUGUACUGCCGAGUGAUCCGGGAGAAGAACCUGUGUCAGGACAUGAGGUGGUACCAGCGCUGCUGUGACACCUGUAGGGUCUACUAUGCAAAGAAAAUACUGCACAAGAGCUAAUGACUGAAUGCACCGACUUUCCUCUACGUAAUGCUCCUUUUUGUAAAUGUUUUUAAUAUUGAUAAAUGUAUAAAAACAAUUUCUAUUAUUGAUGGAACUUUUUGUAUUUAAAAAACAAAAUGGCAAGUACAUGUAAAUGUACAUUUUAAACGGGCUCAUAAGCUUCUAUAUUUAAUGAGACUUGAAAUUGUCCGAUUUUUCUCUUGCUGUACACCAAACAGAAUCUCGAGCGGGGAGCCUCUGAGAUGCCGGUCUAGACGGCUCACAUGCACAGUGAUUGAGCAUAAGCGCUGGAUCUGAUGGACAGGGACAGGUCUGUCAGGGCUCUCUUACUUUAUAAAUAUGCUCUCCAUUGUAUCUUUUACUCUGUUGUACUGUUUUAUAACUAAAUUUAGCAAUUUCAAAUGACUAGUAUUUUUAUAUGUAAGUCAAAAAACUAUACUUAAUUGUUAAUUAAGUAUAGUUUUGAUCAGGAGCCAUGGAUUACAGGAGUGGCAGGAGACCCACUGCUCCACAGGUCUGUGUAGGCCGUGGAUAGCUCAUGUAGCAGAGCAUGGUGCGAGCAUGAUACCCUGGAGGGGUGCAUUGCUUUCUUUCAGAUGCAGUCAAGUUUAAAUUAUUCUUGCCAACAAUAUUAUUGUCUGUUCGUCGAUGUAUUUACAUUCACCUCCUUAGAUCCACUGUGCACCUCAAAAAAGCAGCAUGAGCGGGGAGAAACAGCUGCUCUCAUUGGCUGAUUCACUGCUCAUCAUCCAUGGACAUGGUAUAGCCUGCUUCAAUCAGUUAAUAGCUUUGUUGUAAGCCGUGAACAGGGGGGGGUGGGGGGGGGGAGGGGGUUUGUUGUUAGCCUGUAGAGCUAGCAGGACCCACCAUGGCUGUUACACAUUCCCUUUUCAUUUCAAGCAUGUGCCUUCAGCAUUCAGACAGGAGCUCUUUACUCACAGCCAGUACUCUCACAACUAAAACUAAGUUGAUGUCAAAAUUAUAGAAAACCCUCAUCUCAAUGUUUUCACUGUUGGUUUUUUAAAUAUGCAAUAUAUGAUCAUUUGUCCACAUAACAUAUCAACAUCAUAUCUGAAAAAUAUUAUAUUAUAUUUGUCCUUUCAAACAUUCAUAUAAGGACCAAAUCCUGAUCACAUGUCCCAUCUGGAUAGUUAUUAUUGGUGGAAAUGCAUCUGGAGCUCUUUGGUAACGGAUUGAUCAACAGAAGAAGAGCUUCUGCACUUUAGCUACAACAAUAACAGUUAAGCUAGCCCACCAUUAUCCAUGAAUACAAAAACCUGGAUGAAACGUAUUUAUGAACUUUAUUUACUCACCCAUAGUUAUGCCCCCCAUGAUCUCCAGUCCCCCCCCACAUCUCACAUUCAGUAUAACAGUUUUGGCACAUAUGACAUGGGAUAUAGACACAUACAUCCACUUGAAAGUCAGUGUAAAAAAUAUUCUUUAUUGUUGUAUUUAAAGUCAAAUUUAAAGCCAAUGCACUGUGUAAAGACACAUUUCCUUCUGCCUGUACAUCACGGGUCAUCAACACAGUGAUACACAUACUACAUAUUUGUAAUAACCACUAUAUGUUAUUACCACUAUAAACAAUGUCCUGUCCUAAAGGCGUUGCUAUCAAUGGCAUCGCUCUGUGAUGACUCCCUUUAAAUAUUGAAACAGUGACUUCUUAAUAUCUGUCGCCAGCAGCUGCUUUUCAAAAUAAAAUAUCUUAUCCCUGCCCACCUUCACACAGUCCCGGAGCUCACAGGUGUCUGUGUGUGUGUGUGUGUGUGUGUAUGUGUAUGUGUGCGUCUGCGUGUGUGUGUGUGUGUGUGUGUGUGUUCACUAAGGGUUUAAUGGUGCUAUCUUUUGACCCGUUUCACUGUUGUGAAAUUCAGCUUAUUGUUAGUAACGGUCCUCUUGUCAAUGUUAACAGUUGUCUGAUUUAAUAUGUUGUAAGACUAUUUAAUAACGUUGCCAUUUAUUGUCAUUUCUUUUGUCCGAUGUAGUGCAAAUAUUAAUUAUUUCUGUACUGUACUUUUUGUUGCAAAUACAGUAUGUUUGGUAUGGACUGCCACUACAUGUAUUUAAUGGUGCCGGCCCUGGAUAAGUGGAUGAAAAUGGUCAGAUGUUUGGAACUAAGUUUAUAUGUUUAACAGCCAUGUCACCAUUUGUCUGCUGCAUUUGUAGUCAUCCACUUGAUGUCCAAUAUUCCUCACAUCAUUCUGAGCAGGAGCCUGAAUGGUAGGAUCCAAUCCUAUUGUAAUAAGUCUACUGUAAAGUGAUUCUUUGUUUUGUCACAUAAUAAAUGAUAUGAUCCACUAAGGUAUGUGGAGUUACC